AGGAUGAUCGCAGAGCACGCUGCCACCGAAAGAAUUCAAUGGCACUUCAACCCACCUGCCUCACCACACUUCGGAGGCAUCUGGGAAGCUGCAGUAAAGUCAACAAAACAUCAUUUACGCCGAACGAUCGGGGAGACGCUUUUGACAUUCGAAGAAAUGUCCACCCUCCUAGCUCAAAUAGAAGCCUGUCUCAACUCAAGACCGCUCUGCGCAAUGAGCGACGACCCAGAUGAUCUGAACAUACUGACUCCCGGUCACUUCCUAAUCGGCUCAGCCCUAACGGCCCUCCCGGAGCCAGCAAAGCUCGACAUCAACUAUCAUUCCAAGUGGGAACACAUCACGAAGAUGAGAGAUGAUUGUUGGAAUCGAUGGCACAAGGAAUAUCUGAACGAACUCAACCAAAGAACAAAAUGGCACUCAGCAUCCCAAGACAUCCAAGUAGGGCGACUCUGCCUCAUACGGAAUGAACAAAACCCCCCUUCCAGAUGGCUGCGCGGAAGAGUAAAGGCCGUGCACGCCGGGGACAACGGCCUCAUUCGCACAGCAACUGUCAAAACAGCAACAAGCGAAUUCACGCGACCAAUCGUGAAACUAGUCCUUCUGCCUGGACCCAACAGCGAAGCUGAUGCCACCUCAUUGCCACGGCCAGUGGCAAGGCGGGCGGAAUGUUCAUAAUACACUGCGCCGCCGAGAGAGAGGGAGAUACCGACGAGUGAGCCACGAGGUUCGCGCGAUCCACGA
This is a messenger RNA of Venturia canescens, 741 nucleotides long. RefSeq lists its product as uncharacterized. Lineage: Eukaryota; Metazoa; Arthropoda; Insecta; Hymenoptera; Ichneumonidae. The transcript has a single exon. Bases 4 to 675 code for a protein of 223 amino acids. The record is from RefSeq and is a predicted model, not a curated record. Gene Ontology annotation, molecular function: nucleic acid binding.